This is a messenger RNA of Lemur catta (Ring-tailed lemur), 1300 nucleotides long. It is a transcript of the gene FAM3D, whose product is annotated as FAM3 metabolism regulating signaling molecule D. NCBI's taxonomy places the organism in Eukaryota, Metazoa, Chordata, Mammalia, Primates, Lemuridae. The coding region runs from base 276 to 950 and encodes 224 amino acids. The record is from RefSeq and is a predicted model, not a curated record. The transcript has 10 exons.
GGUAAACUUCCUUGAAGGAGGGCAGAGCCUGGGCUGAGCUGAGCCCACUCGCAGGCCCAUGAGCCAUCCGGUCUCUCCCUAGAGAUACUCUGCAUCUACAGGGCCACCUGGGAGGCCCCAACCCCUCCAAGAACCGGGAGGUGGGACUUUUAGCAGCUGGGUCAGGGACCCAAGACACCUUCUGGACCAUCUCACCUUCUCCACCGAAGCAGGGAAGCGGAAGCGUUGAGCCCUCAGGUUGACGCUGACCUCAAGCGGCUCCUCACCCGGACAGGAUGAGAGUGUCAGGUGUGCUUCGCCUCCUGGCCUUCAUCUUUGCCCUGACCACCACGUGGCUCUUCAUUCGCAACUAUAUUAACUUCAGCAUGGAAACCAUACGUCUGCCACGCUGGCUGGCUGACUCUGCCCUCAAGGAGACCCAAGUCAUAAAGACCAAGUGUGACCUCAGCAAGCCCUGCCCAGUCAACUUCUUUGCAUUUAAAAUCUGCAGCGGGGCCGCCAACGUCGUGGGCCCCUCUAUGUGCUUCGAAAACCACAUAAUCAUGAGUCCUGUGAAAAACAAUGUGGGCAGAGGCCUGAACAUCGCCCUGGUGAAUGGAACCACGGGAACGAUGAUGGGACAGAAAACCUUUGACAUGUACUCUGGAGAUGUUCAGUUCCUGGUGAAAUUCCUUAAAGAAAUUCCAGAGGGCACACUGGUGCUGGUGGCCUCCUACGAUGACCCAGGGACCAAAAUGAAUGAUGAAGUCAGGCAGCUCUUCUCCAAUUUGGGCAGUUCCUACGCAAAUCAGCUGGGCUUCCGGGACAGCUGGGUCUUCUUAGGAGCCAAAGACCUCAGGAACAAAAGCCCCUUUGAGCAGUUCUUAAAGAACAACCCAGAAACGAACAAAUACGAGGGCUGGCCGGAGCUGCUGGAGCUGGAGGGCUGUGUGCCCCUGAAGAUACUUUAGGGUGGCUGUGGCUCUUUCCCGGCCGGGGCCUGAGGAAGCCCCUGGCUGCCUUAGGAGUCAGAGCCCUGGCAGGGGCCGAGGAGGACGAGGGGGGGACACCCGCAGCACAGAGGAAAGUCUGACGUCCCUGCGCACUGUGACCGCUUCCCCUCUCUGGAGACAAAACCCUCCCGCUGGGCUGACCGGCCCUGCCUAGGAGACGGCCGGCCCCAGAGGGUCCCUCUGGAACAGCCGUCUGUGGAGAGAACAGGUGCACCUUCGUCAGGGACACUGACGGCCAGUCCUAAGGAAGCACUGGCUGCCCACACUGGAGCAAAAUUAAAUUUUAUUUUUGUUGAUUUUGAACAAAC